Molecule: messenger RNA, 1206 nt
Organism: Coniophora puteana RWD-64-598 SS2
Lineage: Eukaryota; Fungi; Basidiomycota; Agaricomycetes; Boletales; Coniophoraceae
Product: S-adenosyl-L-methionine-dependent methyltransferase
Exons: 7
Coding region: 1-1206 (401 amino acids)
Molecular function (GO): methyltransferase activity
Source: RefSeq, a predicted model, not a curated record
AUGCAUUGCGUCGAAUUUUACAGCGGAAUAGGCGGCCUCCACGUCGCAUUGACACGAAGCAGUAUACCCAAUGCGCAGCUCAUAAGAGCCUACGACUGGGACCAAUCCGCCUGCCAAGUCUACACUGCCAACCACGGGCCCUCGAUCGUCUCCCGAACCGACAUCUCCAAGCUCACUGCCAACGAACUCGCCGCGCUCGGCGCGGACAUAUGGUUCAUGUCGCCCUCCUGCCAACCGUACACGGUCCUGAACCCGAACCGCGCGCGGGGCGCGCUCGACCCGCGAGCGCAGAGUUUCCUGCACGUCAUCGACGACGUCUUGCCAACGCUAUGCGAAGAGGGGAAGCAGCCGAGGUAUUUGCUGGUUGAGAAUGUUGCUGGAUUUCAGGACUCGACAACGCGUACGCACCUCUUAGACACGCUCGUCAGGCUCGGAUACACCACCUCCGAGUUCCUCCUCACGCCUAUGCAGUUCGGGAUACCGAACUCGCGUCUACGGUACUACCUCCUCGCCAAAGCAUCACCUCUCAAGUUCGCUGGACUGCCUGCACCCAAUUUAGCAAGGAAACGCAAUGACGCUGGCGUGGAAGUCGAAGCGAGCUCAAGCCCUGCUGUAUUGACGUACAUACCGGGACAGGGCGACCCGUGGAUCGACGAUAGACUGUCCCCCGCUGCCGUUGAUGACCCCAAAGUAUCCGACUCGCAAUUACCCGGCGGGGAGCUAGCCUCGUACCUCGACAAGCUGACCGACAACGAAUACGAGACAUACAAGAUCCCGGACAAGGUCUUGAGCAAAUGGGGCAGGCUGUUCGACAUUGUCCUGCCCUCAGCGCGGCGGACGUGCUGCUUUACCCGAGGGUACACGCAGCUCGUCGAGCGCGCAGGGUCUAUUUUGCAGAUGAACGAAGAGAUGGACACUACAGAAACCUUUGACCGCUUCCUAGCACUCCAACGAGCAGGCGACUCUAGCACACUGGACGUUCUCCGCCCGCUGCGCCUGCGCUACUUCACCCCGACCGAGCUGUUGCGCCUGUUCCGCAUCAUCGGACCUCGCAGUAACGAUAACGGCGAGGAUCAGGAGUUCAAGUGGCCCGAGAAUAUCUCGCUCAAGACCAAGUAUCGGCUGAUUGGGAACAGUGUAAACGUCGAGGUGGUAAGACGACUGAUAGACUACAUGUAUCUGGAGCCAGACGGCAAUGGUCAAUGA